Messenger RNA from Mugil cephalus (flathead mullet), 3824 nucleotides. It is a transcript of the gene zfand3, whose product is annotated as zinc finger, AN1-type domain 3. The record is from RefSeq and is a predicted model, not a curated record. Gene Ontology annotation, molecular function: zinc ion binding; DNA binding. The transcript is spliced from 6 exons. Lineage: Eukaryota; Metazoa; Chordata; Actinopteri; Mugiliformes; Mugilidae. Bases 303 to 1037 code for a protein of 244 amino acids.
AGUGGUUCGGUCCUCACUCCAGCUGAUCGGCCCAGGAUCCCCGGUGUCUCGGUCUGACCGUCGUUGGCUUUAACGGCCGCGGUGCCUCCGCGUCGACUUAAACUGUUCUAAAUUUCACGGAGUCAGUGGCCGCUCGUGUCGGCAAAUCGUUCAUCAUACAGUGAAGCCCCGAAGGAAACUCUGCCCUGGGUAUUGGCUGCGUACUUGUCAAAGCCACGGGGAUCUAAACGCAAAUACGAGGCCCUCGCUUCAUCCACGGAUUCACCUGCUACGCGGAGAGCCUGACAACACGGGAGAGCGACAUGGGGGACACGGGGAGUGAGGGCAGCAAGCCGCCGAGUAACGUUAACGUUAUACCCCCGCGCUGCCCCUGUGGUUUCUGGGGGUCAAGCAAAACUAUGAAUCUCUGCUCAAAAUGUUUUGCAGACAUUCAGAAGAAACAGCCAAAUGAUGACUGUGCCCCAAAGGCCUCUUCAAGCUCCAGCAACAGUCAAGCAGACAUCUUCUGCAAUGACACCAACAGCAGCAUUAGCCAGUCACUGAUGUCGAUGCCAAGCACGUCAGAAGACCCUUUGCCCAGAGAGACCGUAGUCACAUCUGUACCUGUUCAGGACGGAGUGUCCAGCACAGACACAGUCUUGGGCUCCCUCUCCACUCCCACGAAACGUUCCUUUGAGUCAGCCUCAGAGUCAGAAAGUGACGUUUCUCCCGAGAAGCGGGCAAGAGUGGGCGAGGUCCCAGAGGGCGAGGAGUCUUCAUCAUCGUCUGCAUCGUCAUCAUCCUCGUCUCGCGGCGGCUCCAAACAGCGGAGCCGCAAACGUUGCCAUCGCUGCCAAACCAAACUGGAGCUGGUACAGCAAGAGCUGGGUUCCUGCCGCUGUGGUUAUGUCUUCUGUAUGCUCCAUCGGCUUCCAGAGCAACACGACUGCCUGUUCGACCACCUGGGCCGCGGGCGUCAGGAGGCCGUCCUCAAGAUGGUUAAGCUCGACCGUAAAGUGGGCCGCUCGUGCCAGCGCAUCGGGGAGGAGUGCUCUUGAGCGGCCGCUCCCUCAAAAGAAUCUCUGUGUUCAGACGGCGUCCCAGCACUAACAGGGAUAUGAUUUUUUCUUUUUCUUCUUUUUUUAGGAUUUUUGCAGAUUUUUUGGAUACAAACCUCCUCAGCUUUUUCUUUUUAAAUAAUCCUCUAUCUUUUUAAAUUCUCCUGUUAACCCACAUUCUGGUUGUUUCUCGCUUCUGUUGGCUCGAUCAUAUCCCUGCUGCUAAGAUGCCUUGUGGGGGGAAAAAAAAAUAAAUAAAAAAGCAAACCCAGGAAUGACGGAACAAUGAGGAAAAGGAAGCAUACGGUUUCUUCACCUUUUUUUGCAAGUUCUUGAGUGCGCGCAGUAUGAAUGGAAUAAGAAUAAGUAAAAGGAUGGAGAGAAGAAAUACAAUGCAAUUGAAACCAGACUCUACUCUAUACCUCAGAGAAGAAAAGAAAAAGAAUGGAGUGAUGAUGAUGAUGCGGAGGAGGAGGAGGAGGGGAAGAGGGAUGAGAAAGAAAUGGUUAUCCUUCAUGUACACUUUGACUUUGGCGCUGUUUAUAGACUGUGCUCUUUACCUCAAUAUCAGACCAGAGCUGCUUUGUACUCUGCGCCAACAUAGGACUUUGUCAAGCAAACAAGCCAACCAGUCUCAGUUUAAAUCAGUGUCUUACCCCCUGGCUGCCCACCAACUAUGAUCCUAAACCUUCAGAAACACAAACACCUGUUAAUCAUUCACCUCAGGAUACUGAAGCUCAAUCUUCCCUCCUCCUCCUCCUCCUCCUCCUCCUCCUCCUCCUCCUCUCACCAACUCGCAUCCUUCUCCUCUGCUCUGGAGGACACCAUUUAUCUGUUUUGUUCUAAGGUUUUUGAGGAGGUGUUUCUGCCACUGUGGAUGAAACCGUCGGGAUACUGUCGAACUCCGUGUUCAGAACUAGCAGCGUGUGCCGGACCCGGACACACACAUUGGUGGUGGGAACAGCGAACUAAUUGUCCUCGGGAUUACUCACAGAUCCGUUUUUCGAUGUUGGAAUGUGACUGAUGAAGACUUCGUUUGUUGAGGAUUUUCUCCGUCUUCCCCUAUUUGUCUGUCUUUAUCUCCUCAUCCUCCACGGACCUUCUCAUGCCCAUAGACUUUUUCAACGAGUGCGUUCAGCCUGCGCCGGAUAUUUUCAAACAACGGGACGAUGACAUUCACAGGACACGCGAGGCAACGCGCGCUCGCGAUUUAAGACUGGACCUGAAUGUCUGCAUUGUCAUAUAUUACUACACUUUUGCAAAUACUUAUUAUUUGUUAUUUGUCAUGAUAUCCUAUUUUAUGUUCUCAGCUGUUGUUCACAUUGAGCACAAACAGGUAAAAAUCAAGCAUUCUGUAUUCUUUGGACCGAAGAUACGAAAGCUAACUGUUUCCACUUGGGAUUAUGAUUGGCUGUUGAGGUCUUGUAAUAUUCUAGGUCUUCAUUUGAGUUGUCCACACUUUAAGGUGAAUUUCGUAGUGAGCUUUGAAGCAAGGUUUCAUGUCUUUGGUUUUCACCCCUUUUGCCUGUACUUUAAUGCCCCUUACUACAUGUUCUGAUUUCCUACUAGCACGAUGAGAUCACACGAAUCCUCCUUCCCUUCACUUCCCUGGGUUGUCUCAUCUUUCCCUGUAUUGAUUGCUCUAUUUUUCCUUAUUUCGCCCUGUCCGUCUCCCUCCCUCCCUCCUUCCCUCACCCUCGUUACGCUGCAGAUGAGGGGAUGGGGCCGGGAGAAGGUGAGCAGAGUGCUGAAAGUUAAUGUCAGCAAAUAAUUACUUUCCACGCAUUUUCCUGGUGGACUGUAGAAGGAAAGAACAGAAAAUACAUAACGAAUGAAUAUUGUGUAUCUUAAAAAAAAAUACCUUAUUUAACCUCUUUUGCGUUUUGGACUUAAGUGUAGAGCUGCGUUUUUGGUUGUAACGUGGUUAUGAAAUGGAAAGGUGAAUGUGGAAAUUUUAUUUUUGUUCCUUUUGCUUUACAUUUUAUUUCUCCUUUCCAACUUUUUUUUGUUUUACUGAGAAAGAAUAAACUGGAUUAGAAAAAAAAUGUGAGCAUCUCUGUGGUACUUGCAGACAUGGAUGGAAAGAUUUACAUAUUCUGUUUGUUUUUCUUUUCUUUUUGUUCAGAUUUAUUUUGACACCAAUCACAAGACAAAAUGUGGGAUGAUGACCUUUAAUAUGUUAAAUGAAUUCAUGUCUGAGGUGAGGUGGCCUAACUCUUCCUCCAACAUGUUAUUGGCUCUCCUGGAUGUCCUAACAUCGUUAUAAUGUUUAUAGUGAUGUAAACGUCUGUUUACUGCUCAAAGAGGGCUGCUAUAUACCCACUCUCAAUUACUUAAAAAAAUCUGUUGUGUGUGUGAACAUGCGUGCUUGCAAAUGGUAAGUUUUAACUAAAGAGGCUUUUCUGAUGGCAGCAAUGAGUCUUGUGGGUUUUCUGAAUUAAUUAAUGCAAUUUUGAAGUCAGUCAGCUGCCAGCCUGAGUGGAAUCUCUCACCCUUUUCCUCCCCCGAACCGAAACUGCAGGAGCAACCACUUUAAUGUGGCUUAAAUGUGAUAAUUUUACAUCAUCAUCUGGUUGUGUCAGCUUUUCAGCUGUGACGUCGUACUCAUCGGGCCAUCAGACAUGUGCAUGGUAUCGAAGGAGAUCUAAUGUUCGAGUUCAUAUUUGUCUGAUGUCAUUUUCAGAAAAUAUUUAUUGUAUAAUCUGUUGAUGAUCCAACUAGGGCUCCAUCAACUGACCACUGUGCAGCCGUAACAUUAAAACCACCAACCAGUGAAGUGAACAACCC